This is a messenger RNA of Urocitellus parryii (Arctic ground squirrel), 1520 nucleotides long. RefSeq names its product glial fibrillary acidic protein (gene Gfap). The record is from RefSeq and is a predicted model, not a curated record. Gene Ontology annotation, molecular function: structural constituent of cytoskeleton. Gene Ontology annotation, cellular component: cytoplasm; cell projection; intermediate filament. NCBI's taxonomy places the organism in Eukaryota, Metazoa, Chordata, Mammalia, Rodentia, Sciuridae. Gene Ontology annotation, biological process: regulation of chaperone-mediated autophagy; intermediate filament organization.
CUGGUCCACUCUCCCAUAAAGCCCUCACAUCCCAGGAGUCAGCAGAGGCAAAGCAGGAUGGAGCGGCGACGAGUCACUUCUGCUCGCCGGUCCUACACCUCCUCCGAGAUGUUGGUUCGGAGCCUGGGUCCCAGCCACCUCCUAGGUCCUGGCUCCCGCUUUACCCUGGCUCGAAUGCACCCUCCAAUCCCAGCCCGGGUGGACUUCUCCCUGGCUGGGGCACUCAAUGCCGGCUUCAAGGAGACCCGGGCCAGUGAGCGGGCAGAGAUGAUGGAGCUCAACGACCGCUUUGCCAGCUACAUCGAGAAGGUUCGCUUCCUGGAACAGCAAAACAAGGCGCUGGCUGCUGAGCUGAACCAGCUUCGGGCCAAGGAGCCCACUAAGCUGGCUGAUGUCUACCAAGCUGAGCUUCGGGAGCUGCGGCUGCGGCUUGAUCAGCUCACUGCCAACAGCGCACGGCUUGAGGUGGAGAGGGACAAUCUGGCACAGGACCUGGGCACCCUGAGGCAGAAGCUCCAGGAUGAAACCAACCUGAGGCUGGAGGCUGAGAACAAUCUGGCUGCCUAUAGACAGGAGGCAGAUGAAGCCACCCUGGCCCGUCUGGAUCUGGAGAGGAAGAUUGAGUCAUUGGAGGAGGAGAUCCGGUUCUUGAGGAAGAUCCAUGAGGAGGAGGUGCGGGAACUCCAGGAACAGCUAGCCCGACAGCAGGUCCACGUGGAGAUGGACAUGGCCAAGCCAGACCUCACAGCAGCCCUGAGGGAGAUCCGCACGCAGUACGAGGCAGUGGCGUCCAGCAACAUGCAGGAGGCAGAGGAGUGGUACCGGUCCAAGUUUGCUGACCUCACAGAUGCUGCUGCCCGCAAUGCCGAGCUGCUCCGCCAAGCCAAGCACGAGGCCAAUGACUACCGGCGCCAGCUGCAGGCCUUGACCUGCGACCUGGAGUCCUUGCGUGGAACGAACGAGUCCCUGGAGAGACAGAUGCGCGAGCAGGAGGAGCGCCACGCGCGGGAGGCGGCGAGUUACCAGGAGACCCUGGCCCGUCUGGAGGAAGAGGGACAGAGCCUCAAAGACGAGAUGGCCCGCCACCUGCAGGAGUACCAGGACCUGCUUAAUGUCAAGCUGGCCCUGGACAUCGAGAUCGCCACCUAUAGGAAGUUACUGGAGGGCGAGGAAAACCGUAUCACCAUUCCAGUGCAGACCUUCUCCAACCUGCAGAUCCGAGAAACCAGCCUGGACACCAAGUCCGUGUCAGAAGGCCACCUCAAGAGGAACAUUGUGGUGAAGACUGUGGAGAUGCGUGAUGGCGAGGUCAUUAAGGAAUCCAAGCAGGAGCACAAGGAUGUGAUGUGAGGUGGGCCACCAGGUGGCCCCACAACAUGAGGGGCCUGUAGUGGGAGCAGUAGAGUUGCUUCUCCUUGGAUAGCUCAUUUCUCCAGACCUGAUUCCUAACUGCUGCUCCCCUCCCUCCUCCAUCUCUACACCAGUCUGCUGCCCUAGGCUCAGUCAGCAUUCGGCCUGCC